This is a messenger RNA of Diachasma alloeum, 3594 nucleotides long. RefSeq names its product ankyrin repeat domain-containing protein 12. The transcript has 8 exons. The record is from RefSeq and is a predicted model, not a curated record. Gene Ontology annotation, cellular component: nucleoplasm. The coding region runs from base 470 to 3304 and encodes 944 amino acids. Lineage: Eukaryota; Metazoa; Arthropoda; Insecta; Hymenoptera; Braconidae.
GAUCGCACGAGUGUCGCAGUGUUCAUUGAAAAACAAAAAGCCGGAACGCCCGAUUUAAACAAAAACCGCUGGCUCCCGAGUCCCCGAGCAGUCGCGAAUAAUCCCAAUGAGCGGAUUAAAAUCGCGAUUCGCCGAGACAGUGUCUUCUCCGGAGUGACAACUCGCCGUGCAGUUUCUGACCAACCGUUGACACAUUCGCGGGCGCUCGGUAGGUCAAAAUGGCGUGAGUUCAUCGAGUAAACGAACAAAAAACAAGUGCCCAAUCCCUCCCCUGCGCCGCGACUUCCGCCGAGAGCCCCUUCCCGCCCAAAUUAUUUCGCCAUCGCCAAAUGUUUUUGAGGUUAUGUGCAACCAGUGCGGGAUUUUUUUAACCUCAAAUCGUCGUUUUAUCGUGAAUAAUGUGAUUGAGUUUGCCGAUUAAUCGUGGUUUUAACUAGUGGAUUUAUUUUAAUUGAAUUAUGUGGACGUAAUGCCCGCAGGCGGUAACAGUCGUUUCCGUGGUUACCCAGCGCGGAUGUCCGAGCGACAACAGCUUGCACUUCUGCUGCAAAUGACAUCGCAGGAAAUUGUACCCUCAGCAGGUGUAACUCGUCCAGAAACUCUCCCAAAUCAAUCCACCCCUCGAUCGUCAUCCUUAACUCAUCAUCGGGGCUCGAAGAGUCGAUGGUCCACGAAAAAUGACGAAUCACCGACUUAUCGUAAGGAGGACUACCCUCGACGCUCGAUGAUCUUCAGUGGAUAUGAAAUCGGUAAAGAGUCUCAUGAAGCGACAGGGGCGAAUCCGUCGGAGGAGACAUCCUCUCCUGACAGUCCACGCUCGCCGUCAUCCGAGACCGGCACCGGUGCGCCUCCCAUCGUACGACAGGACCAACACGAUAGCCAGAAUUACCAACAAAGCAAAGUUUAUCAGCACCAACGGCCGACCGGAAAUACGUCGGCCGGAACCAAACAGGACGCUGAGGACAGUGGAGACCUCUGUGAAAUGCGUAGAACACCUCCGCAGAAUAAAGUGGACAGAUCGGGAAGUGGAACCGGAAGUUCGCCUCGAGUGACCCUGCGGCUGAAUCAGGUGCGGGGAGUGAGGGAUGAUAAGAAAUCGGCUGGCAGUGGCUCAAGACAGAGCAUGAGUGGUGCUAAUCAGGGACAGAUGGAGGCGGCCAAGUCCACUCCGUCGACGGUGCAGGGCUCGUCGUCCACCACGACGACGACGACGACGACUGCUGGUGCCCAGCCCUCGACGCCUUCCAGCGCGAGCUCGAGUGCUGGAGCGCCGGCAGUGGAUAACAGCGACGUCUACGAGUUCAAGAGCUCGAAGGAGGCGACACCGGUGAGGGGGUCGAGCUCAUCGCCGAAUCCCCCGGAGAAGGAGAAGGACACGCCGAAGGCGAGUGGUGGGGCGAGCCAGGUGGAGGCUCCGGCGAGCUCCUCUGAGAGCACUCCUGCGGCUGCUGGGGGCGCUGGGGCGGCCGAGGGAACGGCCGCCGGCUCGCCCAGUGCCAAACGGGCGUAUGAGGGGAAUGAGGACGAGCAGGACGAGGAGAACAGGAGGAAGAAGAGGAAGGAGUCCGAGGGGAGCAAGGACGCCAAGGGCCCCGCCAGCGGGAGAGCCAGCGCUGGGAGAGCUGCUGUUGGAGCUAGUGAAAAGUCAGACAAGCUCGCCUCAGUCGUAACAGCCUCAUCUAUUGUUGAACAGUGCCCCAAGACCGGAAAACAGGGUGCAGUCCCUCCAGGGAAGCCCCAACAGUCGUCGACCCCGUCGGAUCGCAAGAGUCCAAGUUCGAUAUCAGCGAGCAGCCCCAAGCCCCUGACAACCCCACCCACGAAGACCAGCACCCCAGCUCCAGAGUCAGACAGUGAGGACGAUCGCCCCAAGAGCUCGGACUCCUCGUCAGCCCCGAAGGUGCCACCCCUGAAAAUCGUCAUUCCCCAGACAACUGAGCAGGAGCAAACGAGAAACGGCAAGAACCCCUCGACCAGGGGCCACCAGCUGCCCUACGUGGUGGCCAGUUCCAACUCCAACGACUCCACCGACAAGGACCAGACGCAGUCGACAUCGGGGACGACGAGCCCCACAGAAGCCUCAGCCUCAUCAAAGUCAGAGGAGAAGAAGGACUUCUCAGGGGCUAUUCACAGCGAGGAGAGGUCCACCCACCACCAGAGGGUCCUCAGAAGCGCUCACAGGGGCAAUGGCAAUGGAUCCUCGAACUCGAAGGACUCCAACUCGAAUCAAUCAGGAAACGGCAGCUACUCGAACUCGUCUCCUCUCCCAGCAGCUGAUCGAUCAAACAACACAUCCCCUCAGCCGCCCGCCACUGAAGGCCCAGCGGAGCCAGCAAAAAGCGCCUCAGAGCCGGCGGCUGCUGCCCCCAAGGCGACUGCCAACUCUGAAAAGUCAGAGAAGAGCGAGGGGAAUGGGAAGAGCACGAAGGAGGGCUCAGAGAGCUCUGAGAACUCCUCUGGGUCGUCCAAUGCCAAUGCCAGUGUGUCGACUGCUGCUCCGGUGGAGCUCCACCCCAGGAAGAGGAAGAUGAAGCCAAGCAAGGAGGCUCAGCAGGCGGUGGCUGCCUCCAAUGAAGCCAGCGAGACUGCCAAUGCUGGCACUGAGGUACAUCCACACGAUCAACCCAUCACCAAUUGCUAUCAGCUGUUCUUGAAUAUCAGGAAGCAGAUCGAGAGGAGGAGGAAGGGACUGUUUCCUGUGCAGCCUAAACCCCCGCAGGGCUUCAAGGACUAUCUGAUGAACAGGUGCACGUAUGUGCUGGCGGGGAAUGCCAAUAAGGAGCCCAAUGUCAAUCCUCCGGGGAGCCUGCAGGGGCCCAUGAAGGAGUUGUAUGUCGAGCAGGAGAAGGAGAGGUACAGGCUGAGGAUGCAGCAUGUCGUGGAGAAGGAGAAGCUGGUGCUCUCGGUGGAGCAGGAGAUCCUGAGGGUUCAUGGGAGGGCCGCGAGGGCACUUGCCAAUCAGAUUCUGCCUUUCUCUGUCUGCACUAUUCUGAAGGACGAGGAGGUUUACAAUGUUAUCACUCCUGAGCAGGAGGAGAAGGACAGGAAUCAGAGGAGCAGGUACAAUGGGAGACUCUUCCUCAGCUGGCUGCAGGAUGUUGAUGACAAGUGGGAGAAAAUCAAGGAAGCAAUGCUGCUCAGGCAUCACAACGAAGCAGAGUCCCUCCACGCAGUUCAACGAAUGGACUGGGAGUGGAAGCUGAAGGAAGUUGGUCUCUGCGAGUUUAAAGCAACUCCUCAAAUCGACGAUCUCCAUGUGCCCAUCGUUCACGUCUCUGACGAUUUCGAUCUCCUCCCAGCUUGAAUUUUUUCACUCACGAGGCCAUUUCACCACAGUUGAGACCCCUUAUUUUUUGAAAUCAUCAUCACCACGAAUAACGAAAGGACAAAUCAUGUGUAAAAAUAUGAAAUUGUGCCUGGAUUCAGACAAAAUGUCUCCAGAAUAUUCAUCAACAUUUUUUAAUCAGUUGAAGCCACGUGCUGUGAUCUCUACUUCAUUUCGACAAAUUCUGCGAACAAAUGAAUCAAUUCACUGUAAAUAUUUUGUAAUUAGAGAUAUUAGGGUAAGAAUAAAGAGAUGUUUUUGGGAUAAAA